This is a messenger RNA of Dalotia coriaria, 526 nucleotides long. RefSeq lists its product as uncharacterized. The coding region runs from base 65 to 448 and encodes 127 amino acids. The transcript has 2 exons. The record is from RefSeq and is a predicted model, not a curated record. NCBI's taxonomy places the organism in Eukaryota, Metazoa, Arthropoda, Insecta, Coleoptera, Staphylinidae.
AACAAACAAAAAAUGCGAAUUUUCAAUUUAUUUCUUGUUGUAGAAACAAAAAUAAAGCAUCAACAUGAAAUUCUUCUUAUUUGCUUUCUUGGUCAUCUGCACAUAUGUUGCUGCUCAAGAAGACACUUGCGCUUCACAGAUGGCGAAAGUAGCCGACACUUCUGAAGGUGAAGCAGAAUUCGGCACAUGCAUCGACAAUUACGAAAACAAAGACGACAAAAACUUCCAGAAAACCUUGCAGAAAGUGUCUGAUUCCGUAAGUCAACUUGAAGACAUCUGGGAGAAGAAAUGUAACAAAUCAGAAUGCUCCAAGGCCAACCUGAAGAAACUAUUCAAAAAGGCUAAACAAGUCAAAACCAAUCUUGAGAAAUUACAGAAAUACCUGUCAACGUGUGAAAUUCUAAACGACAUCAUCGCCAAGAUUACUAAAGCCGAACAAUUAUGCUAAUUCGGUUUAUGAUUUUGAUUUGAUUGCAUAUUUUAUCAGCUGUGUAAUAUGCGAUAAAUAAAACUGAUUUUGUGUGAA